ACCAUCUCGCAGUUGUCAAACACCACUCAAGCUCAAGUCAAAAGUGGGAAAAGUUGUGUCAGGUGAAGAAAUUUAUCGAUAUUUACAACCAACAAAUCCAUUUAAAAAAUGACAUCCAGAAGAUGGUUCCAUCCAACAAUAACGGGGAUAGAAGCAGAAAAACUGCUUCAGGAACAAGGAUUUGAUGGUUCCUUUUUAGCUCGAUUGUCUUCCUCCAAUCCGGGAGCAUUUACUCUCUCCGUGAGGCGUGGACAAGAGGUUACCCAUAUCAAAAUUCAAAACAAUGGAGAUUUUUUUGAUCUCUAUGGAGGUGAGAAAUUUGCAACCCUGCCGGAGUUGGUCCAAUAUUACAUGGAGAAUGGCGAACUGAAAGAGAAAAAUGGCCAAGUUAUCGAACUGAAGCAACCGCUGAUAUGUGCCGAACCAACAACUGAGCGGUGGUUUCACGGGAAUCUAUCCGGAAAGGAAGCUGAAAAACUGAUUCUGGAACGCGGAAAGAACGGCUCGUUUCUCGUGAGGGAAUCUCAAAGUAAGCCCGGUGACUUUGUACUCUCAGUGCGGACAGAUGACAAAGUAACGCAUGUAAUGAUUCGAUGGCAAGAUAAGAAAUACGAUGUUGGUGGAGGCGAACCCUUUUCAACGUUGAGUGAAUUAAUCGAACAUUAUAAACGGAAUCCAAUGGUGGAGACAUGCGGUACCGUUGUGCAUUUGAGGCAGCCGUUCAAUGCAACACGAAUAGCGGCAGCCGGGAUCAAUGCCAGGGUAGAUCAGUUGGUAAAGGGUGGUUUCUGGGAAGAGUUUGAGUCGCUGCAGCAGCAAGAUAGUAGAGAUACAUUCUCGCGGCGUGAAGGCUAUAAGAACGAAAACCGAAACAAAAAUCGCUACAAAAAUAUUCUUCCAUAUGAUCAUACUCGUGUUAAACUUGGUGACGUUGAUCGCAGUAUCGCCGGUGCCGAAUACAUCAAUGCUAAUUACAUUCGCCUACCCACCGACGGUGAUAUGAACAAUAUGAGUUCGUCAUCGGAAAGCUUAAAUACGGUCUCAUCGUGUCCGGCAUGUACAGCCGCCUACAUGCAAAAGAACUGUCAAAAUUGUCAAAUGUUAAACAAGACAUGCGUACAAUGUGCCAUGAAAACGGCUAUCUUGCCGUACAAUAACUGUACCACCUGUAAUAAGAAAUCUGAUACGAUGCACAAGCACAAACGUAGUGAAUCGUUAACAUCUGCGCGAAAAGACGAACGAGAUAUGUUCAAGACUUAUAUCGCCACUCAGGGAUGCUUACAGAAUACAAUACAGGAUUUCUGGAACAUGAUUUGGCAAGAAAAUACACGUGUUAUUGUUAUGACCACCAAAGAGUAUGAAAGAGGUAAAAAUAAAUGUGCUAAAUAUUGGCCAAGUGAGGGUAACACCAAGGAAUGGGGACAUGCCAAGAUAACAUGCCUUUCAGAGAGCUCAACCAGUGAUUACACGUUGCGGGAAUUUUUCUUCUCAUGGCGUGGCAAACCCGAACGUCGAAUCUUUCAUUAUCAUUUUCAAGUAUGGCCCGAUCAUGGAGUGCCCGCCGAUCCAGGUUGUGUUUUGAAUUUCCUUCAAGAUGUCAACACUAAACAAAGUCAGUUGACUCAAGCAGGAGAUAAACCUGGGCCAAUUUGUGUCCAUUGCUCGGCUGGUAUUGGCCGAACAGGAACAUUUAUUGUUAUCGAUAUGAUUUUAGAUCAAAUCGAUCGAGAAGGUUUAGAUACAGAGAUUGAUAUUCAACGCACAAUCCAAAUGGUUCGUUCUCAACGUUCUGGUCUAGUACAAACUGAAGCACAAUAUAAAUUUGUCUACUAUGCUGUCCAGCACUAUAUUCAAACUUUAAUUCAAAGGAAACGCGCUGAAGAACAGAGUUUACAAGUUGGCAGGGAAUACACUAAUAUUAAGUAUACUGGUGAAAUAGGCAAUGAUUGCCAGCGUUCUCCUCUACCACCAGCAAUAUCUAGCCUUAGUUUGGCCAGUAAAAAUGACAAUAUGCCAAAUUCACUGAAGCAACAACAACAACAAAAUCUUCCACCACAACCAGCACCAAAACAACCGAUGCGGUAUCCAGUCAACGAGGCAAAUUUACUUGCCAAUAAGCAACACAACAACGAUAGCUCAGCAGCUAUAGCAACGGCAGCAUCGAAUGCCAGCAAUCAGCAACAACAACAUCAUCACCAUCAAACAGCCUACGAAAACAUUCCCAAAGACAUGAGGCCACCGCCUCCUACACCACCGCGUAAAACAUGACAGUUAAAUUUUUAAAGUCAUUUUUUUUAUCUUAUUUUUCAAAAAAAAAAAAAUUGUUUCUAAGAAAAGGAGAAAGAAAAACUUAUGUCCAAGAACUCCUCAAAAAAAUUCCUCAGUUUUCUUAAAUAUUUUCUGUCCUUUUUACGCACCAUUUUUUUUUUGUUUAACCUAAAAUAAACACAAAUCCCAAAAUUAGCUCGCCUCUCACACUUGUCCCAACUCCCCUCAUAAGUAUGUAACUUUCUCUUUGUAUUUUUUUUUUUUUUUUUGGUUUUAAGAUUAUUUUUAUCAAUAAAAUUGUAUAGAAUACGCUCCAUAGGGAUAAAAUCCACUUGGCUGUUAUAACUGUAACGUAGAUUUACCUGCAAAAUGAAAAUCAAAACAUAAAAAAAAUUAAAAUUAAAAGAAAAAAACAAUGUAAUUGAAUUUAUAAAUAAAAUAGUUGGUUAAAAUUAAAUUGUAAAAAAAAAGAAACUAAUAAGUGUUUUGAGUCAGCUUAGUUAACAACAAAAAAUUUAAUGUUGAGAUCAAAAUAAAGUAUUGAGUUUGUGCUCUGGCAAGUUAUUAAUUUAAAAGAUCUGUUACUAUUCAUGUUAAGUUACAUUCUAUGUUUAAUUUAUUGUUCUUGGAGAAUAUUGUCUGUUACAAAAUAUAGUUCUUACCUGAUAAGCAAAGAUACUGUACAUACAAGUAGAAGAUAAAAAGUCAAAUUUAUAUAUUUUUGUCUGAUACUUGCCUGAUUUGCGGCGAACAUUCAGGAUCCUCAAAAUUAUGUCUCCUUUCGACCAGUUUAAACGUCCAAGCAUCGGCUUUAGCUUCUUCUUUGAAGUUAAUGUUACUUACAUUUCAUCUGAAACAUUGGACCUGAGAUCUUAAAAACUCUUGGCUCAAGACGCUGACUAACGUCCUAGAAAAUAUGAAUGUCUGAAUUCCUUGAAGAAUUUUUCUUCUUUUCUUAGCGCCAUUAAGCGGGAUUGUGUGGAAAACUUUUUGGCAGAGGCAGAGCAAACAUUUCGUCUUUUGAAUAACGAAAUUAUUUCCUAGAGUAACUCUUCGACUGAUCUUCCAAAAUAGCUUCGAAGGACGUAUUUUGUUAUAUGAGGCCUUGAAUUGUAUGAAAAGAUCGACUUGAGCCACAAGAUGAUUUGAUCUAUGGUUUAUUUGACUUCCAAAAAGCCACGCGCGCUGGUUUGCCACAUACUGCUUCGAAGUUGUUCUUAAGUCUUUUCGAAGCUUUCAUGCUGGGCGCCGGGAUGGGAUCAUGAUUGAAAGGAGAAUUGCUUUCUCUUUAUAAGUUAAAUGCUUCAAUUUGCUAUUUAAAAGAGUUUCUGUUCAAGCUUUUUUCCCGCAACCCGCUGCAUAUCACUUCUAUAAAAGCUUGAGGUGUUGCUUUGAUUGAAUUUCCUACUCCUGCUUGCUCCUGACUCAAUACUUUGGUGUUCAAUUCAUCAUCAUAUCGCUAUUGUGGGUUUCGAACACAUCCUUGUAAUUGGGACCAAUGCAUUUUGUGGUAGGCAAAGAGUUUCUCGUUCAUGGAAUCAUUGUAAAAAUUUUAGAUGCAUUCUUUGUUGCGCCUAAAGAAUGGUCGUGAUUUUGAAGUAAGUGGUUUUGAUUUUGAAAUUCUUUCAGACCUAUACAGUUUCAUUUCUAAUGUUCUGUAUUUGUUUGUCGCCAAACUCUAUAGCAACUUAAGUUUCCUUUCAAUUUGAAUUUGAUGAUUAAUCGAACCUGGUGACGGAACAAUGAACUUUUCCAAGUUGUAUUAUGUGACUUUUAUGAAUUUACAUUAAAAAAGCCCAAUUUUAUCUGUAAUUUUAACGAAAUCAAGUCUUUUUGGGAAUAGUUAAGGAUCUACAUCCAUAAAUCAGGCUUUAUAAAUUAUACAUACAUAAAAAUAUACUAUUUCUUAUAUUGUGGUACCUUCUUUACACACCAUGCCACAAUUACUUACAAAAAAAAAUUUGGUUAUUUCUUAACUUAAAUUCCAUUUUCUCGAUGAUGGCCAGACAGUUAGAAUGAUUCCAUUUUUAUAUAAUUACAGAAAAUGGGCAUCUUUCUUAUUUACUUAAGCGGCGGUACUCCUUAAAAUGGAUUUGAUUACAACAAAAAUAAAUUCAAACGAAUACGUCGUCGUGUCAGCAAAAUAAUUUUCGGUAUGUAAAAAAAUUUUGUUACAAAAAAAAAGCUGUUCCCCGUUCGUGCGUUCGUUCGUUCGCUCGCUCAGACUAGAUCCAAUAAGCAAUAAAGCGGGAGUUUGAGAUGAAUUUCUAUAGUCGUACGAUGGCGACACGUGUGUUAAAAAGUAUGCCUCUCUAGAGCACACACAAAAACAUCUCAGAGCCUAGAUUUAAAAUAUUUAGACUGCUUGCAGGUAAGAAUUUCAAAAAAAAAAAGGGAAAUUAAAAAAGAAAUAUAUGUAAAUAAUGUAUAUUUAAAUAACAC
This is a messenger RNA of Episyrphus balteatus (marmalade hoverfly), 4710 nucleotides long. It is a transcript of the gene csw, whose product is annotated as tyrosine-protein phosphatase corkscrew. Bases 109 to 2268 code for a protein of 719 amino acids. The record is from RefSeq and is a predicted model, not a curated record. Gene Ontology annotation, molecular function: protein tyrosine phosphatase activity. Lineage: Eukaryota; Metazoa; Arthropoda; Insecta; Diptera; Syrphidae. The transcript is spliced from 12 exons. Gene Ontology annotation, biological process: protein dephosphorylation.